GCCAUUCCCCGGCCCGGAGCUGCGUGCUGCGCUCAAACCCGCCCGGCCGCCAACAGGAACCCGGCAGCGAAAAACAGAUGUGACAGCUUGACUCUCACUAUGGAGAAGAAACAAGUUUCAAAACGCCUGUAUGUCGGAGGACUUGGCCAUACGGUUUCUAAGGCUGAACUGCAAGAAAGAUUUGGGAAGUUUGGACGUGUUUUGGAUGUAGAGAUUAUUACCAGAAAAGAUGAGCAGGGGAACCCUACGAAAACUUUUGCUUACGUCACUGUCAGCAGUUCUGAGGCAGAUCUUAGAAAAUGCAUAUCAAUUUUAAAUAAAACCAAAUGGGGAGGGAAGACACUGCAAAUUGAAUUUGCCAAAGAAAGCUUUUUACAUAGGCUUGCUGUGGAAAGAGAGGAAGCAAAGCUGCAGAAAGAAAAGCCACGUAGAAAUGAUGAAACAGUUCUUCUAGAAUCACUGAAAAAGGCUGGAGUUAUAGACUUCCAUAUGAGAGCAGUACCAGGUACAGAGGUGCCAGACCAUAAGAAUUGGAUUGUGGGUAAAUUUGGCAGAGUCCUACCUAUCCUACACCUUAGGAAUCAACAGAAAAAUAAAAUUGUGAAGUAUGACCCAUCAAAAUAUUGCCACAACCUUAGAAAGCUGGAGGAAGACUUGACGCAUGUAGUUCCUGUAUCCAAGCUUACUUGGCAUUUGGAAGAGAAAGAUGACACCAUAAGCAAGAAGCGACAAGGAGAGUUCCCUGUGACUAAGGAGCAACCUAAAAAACUGAGACAACUGGGCAGUCAGGAUGUGAAUGGAGUGGAAGUGCUCCCUUCUGGGUGUCAGUCACAUUUGAGAAACAUAAGCUCAUUGCAGCUAAAUCAAAGAUCAAAAACCAAAUCCAAUGAGCAGUCUAAAUUACCUCCAUCAAGCAGCCUUAAUAGUAGUAUUUCAGGGCAAAGUUUACUAUCAGAUAAAAACAGCAUUUGUAGAGUGAUGUCUCCAAAUAACAGAAUGCAUGCUUCUGACAGUGACGUUGAUUCCGAAGAGGAAAUCAGAGCAAUGAUGAAGAAGAAGAUGGCAAAAGAGCAAACUGAAAAUGUUGAGACUGAAAAUGACCAGCUGGAAAUUGUUGGAGAUAAUUUUGAGUUAAAAUACAAUACUCACUGGUCCAUAGGCAAUCGAGGCUCCAUGAAGAAAGUUGUCAAAGGAAACAGUAAAGAGAGAGAGACUAUGGAAUGGGACAAUGGCUAUGACUCAGCGGAUACAGAUGAGAUUAUUGCUGAGAGUAAAUCUCCAGGUCUGAGUAGCAUGAAAACUGCGGUUUUAGAAAACUCUAAACAGGUGAAGGUGGAAAAUAAACAGAUUUUAUCUAGUAAGAAAUGUGAUUUGAUAAAUGACUCCUCACUGAAAACUGACAAUUUAAGAGAAGAACAUGUUGAAAGCAAAGGGAAAAUGAGAAAAGCUAGCAAUUCUGCCUUGUUGAGUACAGCAGGUAACAGUACAGCAAAAGCAAGUCAUAGUGAGAGCUCUUAUUCAGAGUCUGAGGAAGAGGAGUCUGAAACCAGUUCUAAUUAUGAAUCCAUGAUGCAAAACUGUUACCGUCUAGACCUUACAUUAGAUGACCUAAAAGCAUUGGCUGCUGAUAAAUCUGAGACAUCAGAGGAAGAAUUGGAUAGUACACACAGUUCUAGUCAGUGCAGCAUUAAAGAAAGUGCUAAAGGCGAUGUCGUACAUAAGCCUAAACGUGCUAAAAUUCCUCCUGCAGUUAAAAAAAAGUGCAUCUGUCCUGAAGAUAUACUUGCUGCCAUUUUAGAUGGGGAGGAGAAUGCUGAUGAGGAAAGUUCCAAGGGACAAGGUAAUUCAUGUUUGAAAUUCCAGCCCUUCAGAGGAAUGGGAUCCCUUUGUGAUGAGUCAACUAAGGACAGCACUGAUAUAAAAAAGAGAUCUGUAGAAAGUUUAGGUUUUGACGCUUCUCUUCCUUUUUGUGGGGAGAAGUCACCUGAAGGGCAGUCUGAGAACCAUCCAUUUUAUUCUCUUGAAGUUGGCACUAAAAAGAAACAAAAUAUACAAUGUGAACAGCAAAAAGAGUUGUCAGAUGCUGCCUCCUUAGCAGAUAAGAAUGUUUGCAGGCCACAUUUACAAGGAAAGAACAAAAAGACAAAUUCUCUGCAAGGUGACCAGAAUUCAGAGUGUGGAGAUACUGUUCCUUGCACUGAUGAAAGUGAAGGUGAGAGCAGUGACUUGGAUAGUAAUGCUGCCAUGUCACAGAAACAUGUGAAACGACAACUGAAAAGCCCAAAACUGCUUUCAAAAAAAAUGAGGACAGAUGUAAGCAACGCAAGUUCAGAAUGUGAAGUUCAGAAAUGUGCAAAUAGGAAGAUGAGCCUCUUGGAUAAUAAAGAACUUCCAGGUACUGCUUCAAAGGAGUCUGAUACAAAAAAACAAUUGGAGGAUAACCAGAAGAGGCUGGCAGCUCUGGAAGAGAGACAGAAAGAGAGGCAAUUACAGAAGAAACUCAUUCAAGGAGCUCUUUCAAAUUUGGAUAGCCAGCCAACAAACAAGCAUAAACACAUCAUAUUCAAUUCAGAUGUGGAAAGUGAAGCUGAAGUGGAUGAAACAUUGAAGAAAGAUGAGAGUUUGGAAGAUACGCUUGAAAGAAAGGAACAUGAUCCUAAAUCUUCUAGAAGACUCUUUGAAAGCAGCGAAGAUGAUCAAGACGAAACAGAUGACGAGAGAUUCAAAAUUAAACCACAAUUUGAAGGCAAAGCUGGUGAAAAACUCUUAAAUCUGCAAUCCCGUUUUGGCACAGAUGAAAGGUUUCACAUGGAUGCUCGAUUCCUUGAAAGUGAGAGUGAAGAAGAAGGAGAAACCAAUACAAUGGAGGCAGAUGAGGAGGAAGAGUUUGCUGCAGAGAAAAAGAAAAAUCUGCAAAUACUGGGAAGUCUAUUGAAUAUUGACCUAGAACAAUCAAAAACAACUAAAAUGACCAUAAAUGCUAAGAAAUUCAAGGAUAUUAAUGCUCUCCGCUAUGAUCCCACGAGGCAAGAUCAUGCAGUUUUUGAGAAGAAACCAAAAGCUAUAGAAGAAGAGAGUAAAGCUAAAAGAAAGAAGAAGAGAGAAGAGAAUGAGAAGCUGCCUGAAGUGUCUAAAGAAAUAUACUGUGACAUUGCUGUUGAUUUAAAAGAGUCAUUUGGAUCUUCAAAGAACAAACCAAAAAGAAAAGAAAUACCGUGGGACAAAGAUGAGGCAGAGGAAUCAACUCCACAUGACCAUCUGGGACCUGAUGCUGAGAGUAACACGGCUCAGGAUUCCAGUGAUUUCAGAUUUUCCUUCUUUGAUGACAAGGAUCAAUCUGAUGUAAAAGAAGAGCCCUACGUAUUUGAAGCAAUAAAACCUAUAAAAGUCAAGUGGCAAGAAGAUCCACGUUUCCAAGACAGCAGCUCUGAGGAUGAUGAUGAACCAGAGGCAACGGAGAGUGAAAGAGAGAAAGAAAUGUUUCUCCCUUUACCACAGUCAGGAAGUGCUAGGUUUUUCUUCUUCUUCAAAGAUGAUGAACGAUUAAGAGAGGGACCCAAGUUAUUUUGUAGAUCAGUUAACCUCAAUGAAGAAAAAGAUAGCUGGGAAGACAGACGUAAAUUAUUGCUUGAGCACUGGUUUGUGUUAGAAAAGGAGCAGAGGAGGUGGUACGUCAGCUCACCCAUUUCACAUCUUAGGCAGCAGUGGUCACGCUGUUGUAAAAGAUUUUGAUCAGAAAAUACACCAGCAGGGAUUGGAACCACAUUGUUCUGUUGCUUUGGAAACAACUGAGGAGAGAAGUUUUCAUGGCUUCACACGAAACUCCCACGGACAAAGAUGCGUUUCAGUGACUUCUGCACGUAUACUAAGACAUGUGCAUGACUGCAAGGGAGACAUCUUGUUUCAGGAAGUUCAGUGGAUGGCUGGAUGUUCAGGAAAUAUCACUGACCAGUUUUGCAGGUUGGUGGAGUAAGUUGUUUGAUGCCGAGGCAGGAGCUAUAGAUGAAAGAGGCACAGGAACCAUGAUGAUUCUUUCCAUCAGAAGACCAGGAAGGUCAGGACAUAUUCCUUAUAUCCACUGAUCUGAAAUGUCAGCAUGAAAUAAUUCUAGCCUGGAAACAGCAGCAUCUCAGAUGUGUUGGUAAAAUGACGUUGGCUGAAGUAGUCUUCCUGGCAUCAUAAGAAUACAAACCACUAUUCUCAUAGUGGCAUAGAAUAGUAGCACAAGAAGAGUGGAAGCUGGUAAGUCAAAUCAGUGGACAGUAAGCUUCAUUUGGACUUUGGCAGCUCAAGGUUUCAAUAUGUUUGUUUCUGUUAACUUCUCUUUCUAUUCCACGCUUUACAGUUCAGCAAGUGCCAUAUGAUUUUUAAUUAUUUCAUUCCUGCCUCCAAUCUGUAUUUGAAUCACUAUAAUGAAUUUUCACUGCUCAGUUUUUACCUCAGUUUAAGGAUGUGAAUUCUACCAACCACAGAGCCAAAGGGAGUUUCAGCAAACUGCAGCAGUGCAACAAGAGGAGGUUUGCUGGUCGUUUAAAGAUGUCUGUGUUUCAGUAUCAGACUUAGAACUGGUGCAUGUUGUUGCUGUAUGCCAUUUUUUUGUGAAACAAAAAUUAGGAGGUGAUUACAGUCUAGUCUGUUUUGCAUCAUAGUCUUGUGUCUUCUUAUAGUUCCAUAAUUGUAUAUUAUAGGAGGUUCAUUAAACCACAUUAUAGUUAUACUCAUUAAAUGUUAUUUUGCCUUCAAUGAAGGCAACUUAGCUUUCCCCUCACUUCUGGCAACCUGAAGGAGUAGGAAGCCACUAGUCAGACAUCAAUGCAAUGCUUGCAGACCUUCACAGCUCGAAGAUCUCACUUUGAGUUUUGCUGUGGGUUGUUCUGGUUUUUUAUUUCUGAAGCUGAAAAAUAGAAAGUGUCGCUUCUCUGAUUUUAGGUGAAAGCUAAAUUCCACUGAAAUUAUGAUUUCAACACCUGGGCCUUUACAGAGAAUACUACAUCUUGAAUGGGCAAUAAAACCUUCAUUAUUCCAAAUAUUUUUUUUCCUAUUUUUGUGAUAAGUGGUGAAGAUAAGUGAUAAGACAAUUAGUAUGUUUGGUAAAGUACUUGCCAUUAGACUUUGCCUACAUAUCAUAAAUCAAUAAAUCUAAAAAACCUAUUUUUUUCUUUGAGUUCUGAGCAUGCAUUGACAAUAUUUACCCUCUGCAAACUGCCGAGCACUUGGCUCUUCAGCACACCAAACCACUGUUAGUGGCUACUCUCGCCUCCGGUCAAGGAAGCAAAUAGAAUAUUCCUUAAGAUAGUCUUUUCUUUAUUAUGCAAGCACUUUACAUAUGCUUAAAUUUGUGGUUUCUGAUUUCAUGGAGGUGUUCAGCUAGCAGUUAGGCAAACAUAGAAUGUCACUCUGUUUGGCUUUUUCUUGGCAGCACCGCUGAGACAGCUGCAGAGAAACAAAUUCAGAGUCAGGUUCUGCUCACCAUUUAUCCCCUCCAUGCUCACAAGCACUGGCUUCACAAGGUGUCAAAAUGCAGCUAGGGGAGUGCUGAGCAAGAAGUACCCAGAGGCAGCUGAAGUUUUGGAUAAGAACAACCUUUUUUAUUCCUUUUUUUUUUUUCCUUUACCAUUCCAGAAAUGCAGGCAAGGCAAAUGGCCGUACAGCUUUAGGUGUUAUCUGACUGCUCAAAGCAUUUUAUCUGAGAAAUGAAGUUACCUUGUUCAGGUAUCCACAUGUCAGGAGCCAGAUGACCUCUGUCCAUGUGUUUGUCACAUAUAAGAUUUUCUGUGUUUAUGUGGGGCUCUCUUCAUAUGCUUACUUGCGUGGGCUGUUCCCUUAUUCAGAUGUGCACAUAUUGCACAGUCCCUGAAAACCUAAUACAAGUUUAUACAGUCUUCUUCCUACAGGAUUCUCCCCUUGGAGGGAUAUCUGCCACUGGUGAUGCAGUACCUGCUUUGCAUCAAGACAUCUCAAGUAUGGUUGCCCAUACCAGACAUUCAUUAUGUAAGAUCUUAUUUUAGAUCCUUUGCAUGUAGUUGAGGGCUAUUUAUACCUGCUUGAUUUUUGCAUGUGAUUCUGGCAAUGAUGGAAUGUAAAACAUUGCAGCUUUUAGAAAUUCCUUGUUUUAGGUUGGCUUUUGUCUCUGCUAUGAAUGCAAGUGACGAAUUGCAGUAAUGGUGGGGAGAACACAUUGGUAACAGAGAGGCCACUGAUCAGUGUCUUUCUCAGAAGGUUCUCAGGUGAGGUUGUUUCCUCUUUGAAAGAUGUAUGUCUGUGGUCUUGGUUCUGUACUAUACUAUCUUUAGAAAAAGGAAAAAAGAAAAAGCUAAAAUUGAAGAAAAAAGUAAUAAAAUUUGCAGUCUUUCCAAGAAAGAUUUUUCUGAGUGUAAGCACAGCUGAAUGUGACAUGCUGUACUUGCUUGAAGACAGCUGUGGGUUUGAUUUUUUAUUUUUUUUAUUUUUUCCCCUGCCUUAACAGCAUAUCUGUUUUUCGGUGUAGAUUCCUCCAGAUUUUCUCUAGACAUCUUCUGCAGACAGUCCUCUCGGGUGUGAUUUGCAGUGCCCACUAUGCAUAAGCAGACUGAUGAAUUGCAAUCCACUUAUGUCUCGGUGUAGAUAGCUGUGGAUGCUUGGAUGCUCAUGUAUUCUGCACUAUAACUGCGAAGAUAGUAGAUUCCAGGCGCGAAUGUUAUCAUUUGUACUGUCAAGAAGACAGGAAGUAGCAGUGCCUAAGGAACAAGAUCAUAUAGUUCAGACACUGUUUUUAAUUGUAAGUGAAAUUUGAGAGGCUGAGUCGACAACAUUAUUAUUAUUAUUAUUAUUA
Molecule: messenger RNA, 6811 nt
Organism: Gallus gallus (chicken)
Lineage: Eukaryota; Metazoa; Chordata; Aves; Galliformes; Phasianidae
Gene: NOL8
Product: nucleolar protein 8
Exons: 20
Coding region: 100-3732 (1210 amino acids)
Molecular function (GO): RNA binding
Source: RefSeq, a predicted model, not a curated record